CCGGGGGCUCCGCCUCGGGUUAAGGCGUGUUCCGGGGCUGCUCCAGCUGUCCUGGGCUCGCGCGGAGGAGAGCCUAGCGGGGAGGCGGCGGGUUGCAGGGACCCUUCUCUCCCCGACUUCGGGGAGUCGGAGCUCCGGGCUUUCCCAGUAUUCUUAGUUGUAUCCUGGUUCCUGGAUUGGAAUACCAGGCCUCCAUUUAGACAAGGAUUGGAUGCUGAAACUGGACUAUAAAUGCUGUAUGGUCUGAUAACAAAUUGUACCAUGAACUAUACGCGUGUCUCUACAGUAGGUGGAAAUUCAGCCCUGUCUCUGACGCUACUUUGGAGUUUGUGACUGAGAUCCCUUGAGCCACCAAUCAUGGUUUGGGAGGUGAAAGGUGAAAGAAAGAAGUGAGUUUCCAGGGGUGAUGGAGGCGGUAGACCUGUCUUUUCUCUCAGAGGCGGAGCGGGAAUUCAUCAUCCGGGUUCUCCAGCGAGAUGAGGAACUGCGGAAAGUGGAAGAGAGAAGAAUUAGGCGUCUGAAGAAUGAGCUGCUGGAGAUCCGAAGGAAAGGGGCCAAGAGGGGCAGCCAGCGGUACAGCGAGCGAACCUGCGCUCGUUGCCAGCAGAGCUUGGGCCGGGUCAGCCCCAAAGCCAACACCUGCCGGGGUUGCAAUCACCUGGUUUGUCGUGACUGCCGCGCCUACAGCGCCGAUAGCCGCUGGCGCUGCAAAGUCUGCGCCAAGGAGGCGGACCUGAAGAAAGCCACGGGAGACUGGUUCUAUGACCAGAGAAUGCAUCGCUUUGCUCCUCGACUGGGCAGUGACAUCAUCCGAAUGUCUCUUCGGCGCAAACCACAGGCUAGCAAAAGAGAGACGACAAGCCAAGUGCUUCUUCAGAAAGCUCAACACAAGGAUCCCAAAAGUGACUCCGAAGCGGCCCCGAAAAGUCCUCAGCAGCAACGCAAGGAGCCCAGCUUGAUGUCCGAUUCCUCUGAGCCACGGGAUCCAAAAAGCGACACAGAAUCUACUGAGAAUAUAAGCUUGGAUGGCUCGCGCCCAGCCUCUGAUCCCACUUCUGCUCGAUCUAGUCCUCGCCAAGAGAAGAUGAACACUCUCAGCCCACCGGGGUUCAAGGUUUCCAGCCUAACCCUUCCUGUUGGCUUUAAAGAGACCCCCCACUCUGAUUCAGAUAGCGAAGCCUUUUGCGGGACUCAGAGUGCAGUUUCAGCAGAUGAAAAUGAAGUCUUGUUCAAAAAAAAUCCAAGGAGAAUUCAGAGGCCGUCAGAAUACACGAAGUCUGUGAUUGAUCUCCGUCCAGAGGACCCUGUCAAUGAAAGUGGAAUUCUGGGAGACAGAAGCAAGUCAGUCCCAGGCCUCAAUGUCGAAGCGGAGGAGGAGGAGGAAGAUAUAGACAAUUUAGUUGAAAUUCAUCGGAGAAGGGCAGGCCGAAGUAGCAUGCACAGUGGAACAUCCUUGAGCACCCUGGGAAGCAUGGUCAGCAUUUACAGUGGGGCAGGUGACUUUGGGAACAUCAGCGUCACGGGGGAGAUUGCCUUCUCGUUGAGCUAUGAGGAAAAAACCCAGGCCCUUUUCAUCCACGUGAAGGAGUGCCGCCACUUGGCCUAUGCUGACCCAGCCAGGAAGCGCUCCAACCCAUACGUGAAGACAUAUCUUUUGCCAGACAAGUCUCGUCAGGGCAAGCGAAAAACCACUAUCAAACGUAACACCGUCAAUCCCCUUUACAAUGAAUUGCUCAAGUAUGAGAUCCAGAAGUCUCUUCUGUUGACCAGAAUCUUGCAGUUCUCUGUUUGGCAUCAUGAUCACUUUGGACGGAAUCACUUCUUGGGAGAGGUGGAUGUCCCAAUGGACGCCUGGAACUUUGACAGCCAGUUGGAAGAGUGUCUUCUCCUGCAUGAAAAGAACCUUGGAGACUCUGCUGCGUCUUCUCAAUAUGGAGGCGAGAUAGUGGUGUCCUUGAAGUUCAUUCCACCUGCUAAACAUCUUGGUGCAGGAAAUGGGAAAAAAGGCAAAAAGGAAGAAGGCGGUGAACUUCAAGUCUGGAUCAAAGAAGCCAAGAACUUGACUGCAGCCAAAUCUGGUGGGACCUCGGACAGUUUUGUGAAGGGGUAUUUGCUCCCUCUGAAGAACAGGACCACCAAGAAGAAGACCCCGGUGGUGAAGAAAAGUCUGAAUCCUCACUACAAUCACACUUUGGUCUACAAUAACAUCUUUGCAGAACAAUUGUCCCACAUCUGUCUGGAACUCACAGUGUGGGACCGGGAGCCUUUGUCCAGCAAUGAUUUUUUGGGCGGUGUCCGGCUCGGAGUUGGCAACGGAAUGAGUAACGGCCAGGCAGCGGACUGGAUGGAUUCCACAGACGAGGAGAUAAACCUUUGGCAAAAAAUGCGCAAGUACCCAGGAUCCUGGGCAGAAGGAACCCUUCCUCUUCGGGCUACCAUGAUCAAGACGAAGCCGUAACUUGUUUGGACAAUCCAAUCCGAAAAAGAGGUGGCUAGUCUGGAGAGCUGGCCCAAAACUGUCCACCUCCCGUAGCCCAGGAGCUAAUUUGGGCAAGGGCCCCUUCUAAAGAAGGGGAUGUUUUCCGGACGGCCUUUUUAUUUUGGAGAAUCUUAAUUUUUGCAAUAUUAUUGGUGCUCUUUUCUUAAAGUGCCUUUACAUUUUUAUUUUAUUUUUUCAUGUUCUGCUCUUUCCUUCUCCUUCCUGCUCCCUUUCCUGUGCUGUCCUUGUUUUUUUGUUUUUUUUUAAAAAGCCUUUUGGAUGUAAGCUAUUUUCUUACAUCCGGUUUUAAAUGUCACUGCUGCCUGCUCCCUAGCCAGCAGGAAAGGGUGACAGAAAUAAAGUUCAAAUCUGUCUUGCAGAAGCAGCAGGAAUUCAA
Molecule: messenger RNA, 2876 nt
Organism: Crotalus tigris (Tiger rattlesnake)
Lineage: Eukaryota; Metazoa; Chordata; Lepidosauria; Squamata; Viperidae
Gene: SYTL4
Product: synaptotagmin like 4
Exons: 18
Coding region: 407-2458 (683 amino acids)
Biological process (GO): exocytosis; intracellular protein transport
Cellular component (GO): exocytic vesicle; plasma membrane
Molecular function (GO): small GTPase binding; phospholipid binding; neurexin family protein binding
Source: RefSeq, a predicted model, not a curated record